Callithrix jacchus (white-tufted-ear marmoset) is the source of this 10214-nucleotide messenger RNA. It is a transcript of the gene XRN1, whose product is annotated as 5'-3' exoribonuclease 1. Gene Ontology annotation, molecular function: RNA binding; 5'-3' RNA exonuclease activity. The record is from RefSeq and is a predicted model, not a curated record. Gene Ontology annotation, cellular component: nucleus. NCBI's taxonomy places the organism in Eukaryota, Metazoa, Chordata, Mammalia, Primates, Cebidae. Gene Ontology annotation, biological process: nuclear-transcribed mRNA catabolic process; rRNA catabolic process.
CCGGCGGGCGCUCUCUAUGGUCGGCCGGGCGGUGUGUUGUCAUCCGCGGAGCGACGGCCGGAGGCGGCAGCGGAGGCCCUGGCGGGGCGUUUGGUUUCGGUUUGGCCCUAACUAGGAUUAGUGUUGACGGUCGAAAUGGGAGUCCCCAAGUUUUACCGAUGGAUCUCAGAGCGGUAUCCCUGUCUCAGCGAAGUGGUGAAAGAGCAUCAGAUUCCUGAAUUUGACAACUUGUAUCUGGAUAUGAAUGGAAUUAUACAUCAGUGCUCCCACCCUAAUGAUGAUGAUGUUCACUUUAGAAUUUCAGAUGAUAAAAUCUUUACUGAUAUUUUUCACUACCUGGAGGUAUUGUUUCGCAUUAUUAAACCCAGGAAAGUGUUCUUUAUGGCUGUUGAUGGUGUGGCUCCUCGAGCAAAAAUGAACCAGCAGCGUGGGAGGCGUUUUAGGUCAGCAAAGGAGGCAGAAGACAAAAUUAAAAAGGCAAUAGAGAAGGGAGAAACUCUUCCUACAGAGGCCAGAUUUGAUUCCAACUGUAUCACACCAGGAACUGAAUUUAUGGCCAGGUUACAUGAACAUCUGAAGUAUUUUGUAAAUAUGAAAAUUUCCAUGGACAAGUCAUGGCAAGGAGUUACCAUCUACUUCUCAGGCCAUGAGACUCCCGGAGAAGGAGAGCAUAAAAUUAUGGAAUUUAUCAGAUCCGAGAAGGCAAAGCCAGAUCACGAUCCAAACACCAGACACUGUCUUUAUGGUUUAGAUGCUGACUUGAUUAUGCUUGGAUUAACAAGUCACGAGGCACAUUUUUCUCUCUUAAGAGAAGAAGUUCGAUUUGGUGGCAAAAAAGCACAAAGGGUAUGUGCUCCAGAAGAAACCACAUUUCACCUCCUACACUUAUCUUUAAUGAGAGAGUAUAUUGACUAUGAGUUUUCGGUAUUAAAAGAAAAGAUCACAUUUAAAUAUGAUAUUGAAAGGAUAAUAGAUGAUUGGAUUUUGAUGGGGUUUCUUGUUGGUAAUGAUUUUAUCCCUCAUCUACCUCAUUUACAUAUUAAUCAUGAUGCACUGCCUCUUCUUUAUGGAACAUAUAUUACCAUCCUGCCAGAACUUGGGGGUUAUAUUAAUGAAAGUGGGCAUCUCAACUUACCUAGAUUUGAGAAAUACCUUGUGAAGCUAUCAGAUUUUGAUCGGGAGCACUUCAGUGAAGUUUUUGUGGACCUAAAAUGGUUUGAAAGCAAAGUUGGUAACAAGUACCUCAACGAAGCAGCAGGUGUGGCAGCAGAAGAAGCCAGGAACUACAAGGAAAAUAAAAAAUUAAAGGGCCAGGAAAAUUCUCUGUGUUGGGCUGCUUUAGACAAAAAUGAAGGUGAAAUGGUAACUUCUAAGGAUAAUUUAGAAGAUGAGACUGAAGAUGAUGACCUAUUUGAAACUGAGUUUAGACAAUAUAAGAGAACAUAUUACAUGACGAAGAUGGGGGUUGAUGUAGUAUCUGAUGACUUUCUGGCUGAUCAAGCUACAUGUUAUGUUCAGGCAAUACAGUGGAUUUUGCACUAUUACUAUCAUGGAGUUCAGUCCUGGAGCUGGUACUAUCCUUACCAUUAUGCACCUUUUCUAUCUGAUAUACGCAACAUCAGUACACUCAGAAUCCAUUUUGAACUAGGAAAACCUUUUAAGCCUUUUGAACAGCUUCUUGCUGUACUUCCAGCGGCUAGCAAAAAUUUACUUCCUACAUGCUACCAGCAUUUGAUGACCAGUGAAGACUCACCAAUUAUAGAAUAUUACCCACCUGAUUUUAAAACUGACCUAAAUGGGAAACAACAGGAAUGGGAAGCUGUGGUGUUAAUCCCUUUUAUUGAUGAGAAGCGAUUGUUGGAAGCCAUGGAGACAUGUAACCACUCCCUCAAAAAGGAAGAGAGGAAAAGGAACCAACAUAGUGAGUGCUUAAUGUGCUGGUAUGAUAGAGACACAGAGUUUAUCUAUCCUUCUCCAUGGCCAGAAAAGUUCCCUGCCAUAGAACGAUGUUGUACAAGGUAUAAAAUAAUAUCAUUAGAUGCUUGGCGUGUAGACAUAAGCAAAAACAAAAUAACCAGAGUUGACCAGAAGGCAUUAUAUUUUUGCGGAUUUCCUACUCUGAAACACAUCAAACACAAAUUUUUUUUGAAGAAAAGUGGUGUUCAAGUAUUCCAGCAAAGCAGUCGUGGAGAAAACAUGAUGUUGGAAAUCUUAGUGGACACAGAAUCAGAUGAACUUAUCAUAGAAAAUGUAGCUUCAUCAGUGCUUGGAAAAUCUGUCUUUGUUAAUUGGCCUCACCUUGAGGAAGCUAGAGUUGUGGCUGUAUCAGAUGGAGAAACUAAGUUUUACUUGGAAGAACCUCCAGGAACACAGAAGCUUUACUCAGGAAGAACUGCCCCACCAUCUAAAGUGAUCCAUCUUGGAGAUAAAGAACAAUCUAACUGGGCAAAAGAAAUACAAGGAAUUUCAGAACAUUACCUGAGAAGAAAAGGAAUAAUAAUAAAUGAGACAUCUGCAGUUGUAUAUGGUCAGUUACUCACAGGUCGUAAAUAUCAAAUAAAUCAAAAUGGUGAAGUUCGUCUAGAGAAACAGUGGUCAAAACAAGUUGUUCCUUUUGUUUAUCAAACUAUUGUCAAGGACAUCCGAGCUUUUGACUCCCGUUUCUCCAAUAUCAAAACAUUGGAUGAUUUGUUUCCUCUGAGAAGUAUGGUCUUUAUGCUGGGGACUCCCUAUUAUGGCUGCACUGGAGAAGUUCAGGAUUCAGGUGAUGUGAUUACAGAAGGUAGGAUUCGUGUCAUUUUCAGCAUUCCAUGUGAACCCAAUCUUGAUGCUUUAAUACAGAACCAGCAUAAAUAUUCUAUAAAGUACAACCCAGGAUAUGUGUUGGCCAGUCGCCUUGGAGUGAGUGGAUACCUUGUUUCAAGGUUUACAGGAAGUAUUUUUAUUGGAAGAGGAUCUAGGAGAAACCCUCAUGGAGACCAUAAAGCAAAUGUGGGUUUAAAUCUCAAAUUCAACAAGAAAAAUGAGGAGGUACCUGGAUAUACUAAGAAAGUUGGAAGUGAAUGGAUGUAUUCAUCUGCAGCAGAACAACUUCUGGCAGAGUACUUAGAGAGAGCUCCAGAACUAUUUAGUUAUAUUGCCAAAAAUAGCCAAGAGGAUGUGUUCUAUGAAGAUGACAUUUGGCCUGGAGAAAAUGAGAAUGGUGCUGAGAAAGUUCAAGAAAUUAUUACUUGGCUAAAAGGACAUCCUGUCAGUACUUUAUCUCGUUCUUCUUGUGAUUUACAAAUUCUGGAUGCAGCGAUUGUUGAGAAAAUUGAGGAAGAAGUUGAAAAGUGCAAGCAAAGAAAGAAUAAUAAGAAAGUGCGAGUAACAGUGAAGCCCCAUUUGCUAUACAGACCUUUAGAACAGCAACAUGGAGUCAUUCCUGAUCGGGAUGCAGAAUUUCGUCUUUUUGACCGUGUUGUAAAUGUGAGAGAAAACUUCUCAGUUCCAGUUGGACUUCGAGGCACCAUCAUAGGAAUAAAAGGAGCUAUUAGAGAAGCUGAUGUACUAUUUGAAGUAUUAUUUGAUGAAGAAUUUCCUGGAGGCUUAACAAUAAGAUGCUCACCUGGUAGAGGUUAUCGACUGCCAACAAGUGCCUUGGUGAACAUUUCUCAUGGGAGUCGCUCUGAAACUGGAAAUCAGAAAUUGACAGCCAUUGUGAAACCACAGCCAGCUGUGCAUCACUAUAACUCAAAUUCAUCAGUUUCUACCGGGCAUUUGGGAGGCCUCAACCAUUCCCCUCAGUCACUUUUUGUUCCUACUCACGUACCUACUACAGAUGAUGAUGAAUUUUGCAACAUUUGGCAGUCCUUACAGGGAUCUGGAAAGAUGCAACACUUUCAGCCAACUAUACAAGAGAAGGGUGCUGUUCUACCUCAAGAAAUAAGCCAAGUAAAUCAACAUCAUAAAUCUGGCUUUAAUGACAACAGUAUUAAAUAUCAGCAAAGAAAACAUGACCCUCACAGAAAAUUUAAAGAAGAGUGUAAGAGUCCUAAAGCUGAGUGUCGGUCCCAGAAAAUGUCCAAUAAGCAAACUUUUGAAGGGCCUGCCAAAUGUAAUAUUAAGCUAUUGAAGAGAAAUGAAAGUCCAGAAGUCUCAGAAACCCAAAAGGUUGUGACUGGUUAUCCAAAUGCUAUUGAUAAGCCUAACUCUGGAAUUGAGAACUUUUUAGCAUCUUUGAAUAUUUCCAAAGAAAAUGAAGUACAGUCAUCUCAUCAUGGGGGACCUCCAAGUGAAGAGCAUUUGUCACCACAGUCAUUUGCUAUGAAGGGAACACGGAUGCUUAAAGAAAUUCUAAAAAUUGAUGGCUCUAAUACUGUGGACCAUAAGAAUGAAAUGAAACAGAUUGGUCAUGAAAUCCCUGUUUCCUCUAAUAGAAGAGAUGAAUAUGGAUUACCCUCUCAGCCUAAACAAAAUAAGAAGUUAGCAUCUUAUGUGAACAAGCCUCACAGUGCUAAUGAGUACCAUAAUGUUCAAUCAAUGGACAAUAUGUGUUGGCCUGCCCCCAGCCAGAUCCCUCCUGUAUCCACACCAGUAACUGAACUUUCUCGAAUUUGUUCCCUCAUUGGAAUGCCACAACCUGAUUUCUCCUUUCUUAGGACGCCACAGACAAUGACCAUUUGCCAAGUAAAAUUAUCUAAUGGCUUACUGGUACAUGGGCCACAGUGCCACUCUGAAAAUGAAGCCAAGGAGAAAGCUGCACUUUUUGCUUUACAACAGUUGGGCUCCUUAGGUAUGAAUUUCCCUUUGCCUUCACCUGUAUUUGCAAAUUAUCCUUCCGCUGUACCACCCGGAACCAUUCCUCCAGUUUUUCCCCAAGCUACUGGCUGGGAUCACUAUGGAAGAAACUUAGCAUUGGGGGCAGCUAAUAUAAUGCCUUCAUCAUCUCAUCUCUUUGGCUCAGUGCCAUGGGGACCACCAGUGCCAGUUCCUGGGAAGCCCUUCCAUCAUCCUUUAUAUUCUGGGACCAUGCCCGUGGCUGGGGGAAUGCCAGGGGGUGUGCACAAUCAGUUUAUACCUCUGCAGGUUACUAAAAAAAGGGUUGCAAACAAAAAGAACUUUGAGAAUAAGGAGGCCCAGUGUUCUCAAGCUGCUCCUGUUCACACUAGCCAGCCAGAUUCUUCCAGUGCUGCCAAAGUAAGUCCACAGGAGAGCUCAUCAGCUUCUCUACAGUCCUCUCAGAUUGCUCAACCCGCAUCUUCUUUUCAAGUUGAAACUGCCUCUCAAGGCCGUAGUAUAUCUCACCAUAAGCCAACACCAAGCUCUUCUUCAAGAAGAAAAUCAAGAAAACUGGCUGUCAAUUUUGGUGUUUCUAAACCUUCUGAAUAAAUUUGGCUUUUGGAAUUAAGUUAAUUUCUUCUCUUUCCAUCUACCUUUUUACAAAUUCAUAUCUGUAUCUCAUAAAAAUUAGAAUGUACUAUUUUAAAAUAGUAAGUGUAAAUGGAAAUUUUUUCAUUUUUAAGUUAUUAGGCACUUUUCAUGCUGUUUAAAAGACUGUAUCAAAUUGUGCACUUUAAGUAUGUACAAUUUGUUGUACGUCAAUUAUACCUCAAUAAAUCUGUAAAAAAAACAAAGACUAAAUUAAACCUUGUAUUAAAUAAUAUUAUAAUAUCAGUGGACUAUACAUUAAAAUGAACCACUCUAAUUAUUGGCCUCACCAUUAAAGCAUCCUGAACUAUGAAUUAGGCAUCAGUUAGCAAUAAUAAGCAUUUUUUACACUAUCAUUGAGGAAUAAUUACACGGAGCAUGAAAUUUCGGCCUCCAGUAUAACUUACUGAAUAUGGAUUUUAUUUCUCUUUUUAAUGAUGUAAGACAAUUGUCAGGAGAAUGGCUCUUAUUUAUGUGUAUUUUAACUUACGCUUUGUUGUCUCUGAUGGUCCUUUAGACCUGCUGUGAAAGGAUCACAUUUGUUGUGGUGCUGCCAGUUUUGCUUUAUUCUAAAUUUUGUACCAAAGCAACUUUAGAAUACUAAUCAGAAUAUUUCAUCUAACUGCUUAGAACUAUAAAUAGCAUUCUGAAUUUGAGUAAGUACAAUUUUUUAGAUUAUUCAAGAACCAGCAAGUAAUUUCUAAUAAAAUUGUUUCAAAAUCUACAGGGUACAAUGAUUACAAAUUAAUCUUCUAAUAAAAUAUGAAAUAUUAGUCAUUAAUUAAAAUAAAUUGUAUUCUUUUGUAUAGCUUUUUAUUUGCUUACUUGACAGUUUAUGAGAGUUUCAUAGUUGGUCGAUAAGUAGUGCUUCUUGGGGCUGAAGAAAUUCUAAUUGUUUUUUAAGUUCCAAGGUGUGCUAUGAUAUAGGAGACACAGUCAUCAGUUUGUGAUAUACAUUAUUUACUGCCUAUUUCAUUCUAAUUCUGUAUUUUUAGCUUUAUGCUAGACUGUUCAUUGAUGCUAGGAUUCUCUCUUUGCAUGUCAUAUGUGAAUGUGUGGUUCAAGCUGUAACCAUUGAAAUUAUUUUAGAAUUUAUGAAGAUUUCUCAGCAGGGCCUAUGUUUUGAUAUAUAUAUAUUAUAUUUAUUCUUUAGUUUUUGUGAUAUGCCUAUAUUUUUAAGGAAGUAAGUUAUAGCAUACUUUUUAAAAAGUAGGAACCACAAUCUUUAUAUGGAGCAGCUUGUUGUUCUAUCUGAUUUUCAUUUAGCUCAUUGAAACCUCUGCCAUGACUCAGAGUAGUCUUACUUGUUUUUUAAAAUGCUGGUAUUAAACUAAAUGGACUCCUUUCACUAACUGCUGAUUUCAGAGUUUAAAUGUUAGUAGGUUAUUUGUAUAUUAGCAGUGCCUUCAGUAUAAGAGAGAAAUAUUCAUUAUCUGUCAUUUAUCAGUUGUAUGAGUUUCCAUGAUUUUAUUUUCUGUUAUUUACAUAAAAUUCAGAUGUUCGGAUAAGAUUAGUUACCAACAUUUUCUUGUUUAUCUGUAGUGGGAUCUUGCAUAAUGAGGCUCAAGCAGUCCUCAGUGUUUAUUGUUAUUGCCUCGUUAACUCUCUGUUUUUAAAGGAAACAUCUAUUAUGGUAAUACAAAGAAAAGUUAAAUUAUAAUGUUAUAUUAACCUGUUCCUGCUUUUAAAGUGUGUAAUGUUUCACCUCAACUGUACAAACUCCAUCAAUGACAAAUUGAUUCAUUCAUUAUUCCGUGUGACAGUUAUAUAAAUAGCAUGCAGCCCACAUCUGUUUUACAACAUAGAAGAAGUAGCACCUGCCAGCUUCUGAAAACUCCAAAGGGAAAUUUUAGUAAACAUCGUGCCACUAAACACAUAAGGAUACUUCCCCAAUAUUUGAGCAUAGCAAGCUGACAAUUCUAUACAGAUAGGCAGUAAAAGAGUUUUAUUUUCCGGCCAGGCGCAGUGGCUCUCACCUGUAAUCCCAGCACUUUGGGAGGCCAAGGCCGGCAGAUAACUUGAGGUCAAGAGUUCCAUCCAUACAAGCCUGGCCAACAUGGUGAAGGCCCAUCUCUACUGAAAAUACAAAAAUUAGCCAGGUGUGGUGGCAGGCACCUGUAAUCCCAGCUACUGGGGAGGCUGUGGCAGAAGAGUCACGUGAACCUGGGAGGCGGAGGUUGCAGUGAGCGGAGAUUGCACCACUGUACUCAGAGCCUGGGCAGCAGAGCAAGACUCUGUCUUUAAAAAAAGUUUUAAUUUUUUUACUUUUUUUUUAACAUUAUUAUUCUAAAGAUCAGAACUGAAAAUAGAUUAAGAUAAGAGAGAGCUCCAUAAUGGCUGGAUAGCGGUCAGGCAUUCUCUAUUUUUUUUCCCCUUGUAGACCUAUUCCAAAUGUGGACCGAUGCAAGAGGCAGAGGCUGUUUCUGCCCCAUCAUGAUCUUGAGGAAGCUGGAUCCAUUGAUAUGCCUGGACUGUAGAGUAUAUCUGAAAAGCAGUUGGACUUCAAGAAACUUAAAAUUUUCUCUUUGAGAUAGGGUAGACUAAGACCACCUCCAAAGUUUAAAAAUAUGCUCUUUCAGCUUAAAUCUUCUGAGGACUUAGACUGUAGGGCACAGGACAAAUUCCCCAGAUUCCUUCGUUUCCACAUAACUAGAGUACUUAAAUCUAUUUAAGCCUUCCUCUCUUAACUGAAACAUUAUUUCUAAAUAUUUCUGAUCAAUAAGUUUUUUCUUUUUUUGAGAAACUUAAGUGAAUUUUAAAGAUUGCUGCUUCCAGUCCCGUUUCUUUUCACAUUUUCCUGCAUUACCUAAUAAUUGCCUCCGUGUUAGAAUUUGACUGAAUGUAUUAAUUUAUUUAAACAACAUAUAGACUAAAGUCUUAAACAUCUAAGACUCAGUUGCACAAAAAAAUUAAAAUCACCUCUACUGAACCUUGGUUUCGAUUUAAGAUUCUUCUUGCUUUUCAAAGGGGUAACUAAUAAAGAUUGAAGGGUUUUUUCCCCGAUUGGUGGGAGGGAUGAAGAACUAUUGAUGCAAGUUUUUCAUUGUUUCUUUUCUGUGAUCAGGUUUCUGCUUUCGUUUAAGAUUGGUACUUCCAAACUAACCUGGAUUCUUGGUUUUAAUGAGAGGAGGCAGAGAGAGGGAGGCAGAUGAAAGAAGGAAAACAGUUCAAUAAGACAUACCCAGUCACUGCAUUUUUGGACUGUACUGUAUCUUUCUAGCUCAAGGAUAAUAGGUAAACUGUAGGGUCUUUUUUACUCACUUUUUAUUCAUCAGUUCUUUUUCUGUUAGUUGUAACUGUCCAUAGUGGUUAAUUUUUACCUUAUAUAUGAGAUGGAACUGUGCAGAUCUCCACUGAAGUUAAUUGUCACACUUCAUCCCAUUAUUUAGAACACUUUUUUAAAGCAACUGUACAAUUUCUCAGCCUUGUGAGCUUGCUUUCUGUUUCUUGUGUUUUUACUGUAAAAGACAAUUUAUUGUAGAGAAGAGGCUGUGAAAGGCCUUCUCUAUCUUUAAAAAAUAAAUUACAGAAAUUUACUUGUCAUUUUUCUACAGAAAAAUCAUAGUACUCAAACUGGUGGUACUCAUUAUGUACAUUUUGUAAGCUUUGCCAGUGAAACCAUCAGUUUCACUGAUGCAGGAGCUUCCUUUCGUAGUCAAGAUAAAGCUUAAAAUUCCAGAAAUUAAUAUCGUUCAGACUGACUCUUUUCAUAUUUCCGUACGGCUUCUCCAUAGCAGAAACAGUACCCCGAACCAGCAUCAGGUCUCCAGAAAUGUGGUAGAGCAGACAGGCAGGCUGUUAAGUUUCACAAACAUCACAGAUCAUUUUCUUAGAGAAGAAAAACAUGUAUAAAAUAGUUUUAAUUGUCCAAAAUGUCCACUAUCUGUAGCUGCUUUUGUGUGUGUCAGUGAACCAAUAAUAAUGCCUUGCUCAAUCAAUGCAUUCAGCCAUCUCAAGUGCAAUUUGUGAAGGAGACUAUGGUUUCCAAAAGAUCCAUUUUUUCACAAAGUUAAACCUGUAAAAAGUUUAUUUUUGUUUUUUCCUCCAGCAGUACACCAAUUGCUCUUGGUUAUUUCAGUAGUUGGUAUGCUGUUAAGUUGUCCAGGCCAAGUAAGUUUUGUAGCUGUUUUAGUACUUUGAAGCCAAAUUCUUAUGCUGUUUCUCAUUAAAUAGUAAGAAUGAGAAUUUGGUCCACAGUUUGUUUAAUGUUCUCUCAUUCCUUUUCUUAUAAGGGUUUGGUGGGGAAUGGGGAGGUUGUUUUGUUUUUUGGAUUUUUUUAAAUUUCAGCCUCAAGUAUCAUAUUUUCUUUUGCCUGUAUCCAACUGCUUCUUUGAGUAUUUUCAUCUAUUUUAACAUGAGUAAUAGAUGGUGUGCUGUGUCAUCAAAGUGUUCAACAUUUUGUUCAUUUAAACAAAAGUGUAAUUCAUACAUAUAGAGAUGCAUCUCUCAAUUGAUUUCUCACAUAGCUAUUUUAUAAGUAACUGGAAUUUUUCAUUAGAUCUUAUACAGAGAAGUAUUUUAUUAAAAAUUCAAAAGGGAAGACUUUUAUGUGCUCAUUUUGUAAUUUUUGUUUUUAAAUAUCUUUACAUUGUCUGCCAAUUAAAGUGUUGUAAAAUUGCAUUGGAAUGGACUCCCAAUGUAUUUUUGUGGUGUUAUAUAGUUAUCUGUAGAUUUCUAGCAUGAAGUUAGCCUCACGAUGCCGUGUGAAGGAUUUUAAAAUAUGAGAGUCACUGAAAGAAUUUAAACAUCUGUUCAUGUUAAAUGCUCUAUGGAUUUUAAUUAAAGACUUCAGAAUGAUUUUAUAA